This is a messenger RNA of Sphaeramia orbicularis (orbiculate cardinalfish), 6380 nucleotides long. It is a transcript of the gene atp11c, whose product is annotated as ATPase phospholipid transporting 11C (ATP11C blood group). Gene Ontology annotation, cellular component: plasma membrane; endoplasmic reticulum; recycling endosome. Gene Ontology annotation, molecular function: ATP hydrolysis activity; ATPase-coupled intramembrane lipid carrier activity; ATP binding. The record is from RefSeq and is a predicted model, not a curated record. Bases 528 to 3983 code for a protein of 1151 amino acids. The transcript is spliced from 31 exons. Lineage: Eukaryota; Metazoa; Chordata; Actinopteri; Kurtiformes; Apogonidae. Gene Ontology annotation, biological process: phospholipid translocation.
GGAGCCUGUGAACGUGGGAACGUUUGUGGUCGCUGCUGGUGCUGCUGGAGUGAAAAUUGUUUGACAGGGAGGAGAGGCGACCUGUGCACGGGGAUAGAAAGGAGAAGUUAGUUUAUUAAUGUGUCGGUGGAAGUUUCCGAGUCAACGGGGAGGCAGAACCGAGUGCGACAAAUGCUUCGUAUGAGUCUCAGCAACAGGGCACAGAGCGAAAUGUCAGGGACUGUUUCAGCCUUGAGCAAAGGGAAGCGCGACUAGUCCACCGCAACGCGGAAAAUAUUCAGAGGGAAGAGAAUGCGAAUGGUGCGAAGAUACCGAUAUCAAACAAAAUGGAAACGAUGUAGCGUCGCUGCGGCAUUUCAUAUAGCUAGAACUAACGUUAGAGUAGAAAAUAGAUAGCCAAGGAGCUAGCAGGUUAACUAACAUACAUGUAAAGUUAUUCCCCGGAGAAGCUGAAGCAGAGCCUGGAGGCGUCUGUUGACACGGAAGAGUUCAUCAGUAUUGCGAAAUCAAAGAAGAUAAACUAAAAGAUGCUUCGGAGAGGACUGAACCGUCUGCUCGGUGGUGACGAGAGAAGAGUAGACAGUAGGACUAUCUAUGUUGGUCACCGGCCGUGUCCUGCCAGUGAGCCUUUCAUCCCACCCAAAUUCUGUGAUAACAGGAUUGUGUCCUCCAAGUACACAGUGUGGAACUUUCUACCAAAGAACCUGUUUGAACAGUUUAGAAGAAUUGCCAAUUUCUACUUCCUUAUCAUCUUCCUGGUGCAGGUGAUAGUAGACACCCCCACCAGCCCAGUCACCAGUGGCCUACCCUUAUUUUUUGUGAUUACAGUAACUGCUAUAAAGCAGGGCUAUGAGGACUGGCUACGGCAUAAGGCUGACAAUGAGGUGAAUAAGUACCCAGUGACAGUGCUAGAGGAUGGCCGGAGGAUACGAAAGGAGAGUGAGAAGAUCAAGGUUGGGGAUGUCGUCCAGGUGGAGGAAGAUGAGACCUUUCCCUGUGAUUUAAUACUGCUGCAAUCUAGUCGAGAUGAUGACACAUGCUUCGUUACCACAGCAAGUCUGGAUGGGGAGUCCAACCACAAAACACACUACACCGUGCCAGACACAGAGAAGGAUCUGGAAUCUCUCAACGCCACCAUCGAGUGUGAACAGCCACAGCCUGACCUUUACAAGUUUGUCGGCCGUAUGCACAUUUACAAAAACAAUCAGGAGCCUGCAGUGAGGUCUUUGGGCCCAGAAAAUCUCCUGCUGAAAGGGGCAACUUUAAAAAAUACCCAGAAAAUCUGUGGUGUUGCAGUUUACACUGGCAUGGAGACAAAAAUGGCUCUCAACUACCAGGGAAAGUCUCAAAAACGUUCUGUUGUGGAGAAGUCUAUCAAUGCCUUCCUUCUGGUUUACCUUUGCAUAUUGGUGAGCAAGGCUCUAGUUUGUACUACGCUUAAAUAUGUGUGGCAGAGUAAGCCUGGGCAGGAUGAGCCUUGGUACAAUGAGAAAACCCAGAGAGAGAAGGACACCAAUCUGUACCUAAAGAUGUUCACUGACUUCCUGUCCUUCAUGGUGCUCUUCAACUUCAUCAUUCCGGUGUCCAUGUAUGUAACGGUUGAAAUGCAGAAGUUUUUGGGAUCCUUUUUCAUCACAUGGGACAAAGAUUUCUUUGACCCAGAAAUUAAGGAGGGGGCACUAGUCAACACUUCGGACCUUAAUGAGGAACUGGGACAGGUGGAAUAUGUCUUCACAGAUAAGACCGGCACCCUGACUCAGAAUAACAUGGAGUUCAUAGAGUGCUGCAUCGAUGGCUUCCAGUACAAAUACCGGGACGCAAGCUCAGAGUUGGAUGGUUUCUGUGUCACAGAUGGACCUGUGAGCAAACUACAGCAGAAAGCUGGCAGGGAGAAAGAAGAGUUGUUUCUGCGCGCCCUGUGUCUGUGCCACACAGUCCAGGUGAAGGAGUCUACAGAACAGGGUCAGGACCAAGUGGAUGGGCUGACAGACCAGCUGGAUGGCCUGGGGGUGGAUGGAGAGUUGUCUCAACCACAAGAGCAGCAGAGAGGCUUUAUUGCCUCUUCACCUGAUGAGAUCGCCUUGGUCAAGGGUGCCAUGAGGUAUGGCUUCACAUUUCUGGGUCUUGAAAGUAAGACCAUGAAAAUACUUAACAGGAAUAAUGACGUUGAAAAGUAUGAACUGCUUCAUGUGCUGAACUUUGACCCAGUGAGAAGGCGAAUGAGUGUAAUAGUCCGAUCCACAUCAGGUGACACAUUGCUUUUCUGCAAGGGAGCAGACUCUUCCAUCUUCCCCCGUGUCCGACAGGAGGAGGUUGAGAGGAUACGCAUGCAUGUAGAGCGCAAUGCAACAGAAGGAUACAGGACGCUUUGUGUGGCCUACAAACAUCUGAGUGCAGUGGAGUAUGCCCAGGCAGAUGCAGGACUGAGGGAAGCCAGGCUGGCUCUGCAGGACAGAGAGGAGAAGCUCAUGGCUGUUUACAACCAGGUGGAGACCGGCAUGAGUCUGAUAGGAGCUACUGCUGUGGAAGACCGACUUCAAGAGGAAGCAGCUGAGACUAUGGAGGCUCUGCAGGGUGCAGGCAUUAAAGUUUGGGUCUUAACAGGUGACAAGAUGGAGACGGCAAAAUCCACCUGUUAUGCUUGUCGAUUGUUUCAGAGGAAUACAGAAUUGUUGGAGCUAACUGUUCGAACGCUGGAAGAUGGAGGGAGGAGGCGUGAGGAACGGCUACAUGAGCUGUUGUUGGAGUAUCACAAGAAGGCUGUGCAGGACGCACCACCAGUGAAAGCAGGCGUCACCAGGAGCUGGUCUUCAGCCAACCAGGACUACGGUUUUAUUGUAGACGGAGCCACCCUGUCCAUGGUUUUAAACUCCUCCUCUGACUCCAACUCCAGUCGCUACAAGAACCUGUUCCUUCAGAUUUGUCAAAACUGCACUGCUGUGUUAUGUUGUCGCAUGGCUCCUCUACAAAAGGCACAGAUUGUUAAAAUGGUCAAGAACUCUAAGGGUAACCCUAUCACCCUUUCGAUUGGAGAUGGUGCCAAUGAUGUCAGCAUGAUUUUGGAGGCUCAUGUUGGUAUUGGUAUUAAGGGUAAAGAGGGUCGACAGGCAGUCAGGAACAGUGAUUAUGCCAUCCCCAAACUCAAGCACCUGAAGAAACUGUUGCUGGCACAUGGACACCUCUACUAUGUUCGCAUUGCUCACCUGGUGCAAUAUUUCUUCUACAAGAACCUUUGCUUCAUCUUACCUCAGUUUUUGUACCAGUUCUUCUGCGGCUAUUCACAGCAACCCCUGUAUGAUGCGGCCUAUUUGACGAUGUACAACAUCUGCUUCACCUCUAUGCCCAUCCUGGCUUACAGCCUCUUGGAGCAGCACAUCUGCAUUGAAGUUCUGUUGGACAAUGCCACCCUCUACAGAGAGAUUGCUAAGAAUGCCAUGUUGCGAUGGGGGCCCUUCCUGUACUGGACUAUACUAGGAGUCUUUCAUGGAUUGCUCUUCUUUUUCGGUGUUCGAUAUUUGUUCAGUAACCCAGCACUGCAGGAUAACGGCCAGGUUUUUGGGAACUGGUCAUAUGGAACCAUUGUCUUCACUGUCCUUGUCUUCACUGUUACACUAAAGCUUGCGUUGGACACACGGCACUGGACAUGGAUCAACCACUUUGUAAUCUGGGGCUCCUUGGCUUUCUAUGUGUUUUUCAGCUUCUUCUGGGGAGGAAUAAUAUGGCCUUUCCUGAGGCAGCAGCGUUUGUACUUUGUGUUUGCAAACAUGCUGAGUUCAGUGUCAGCCUGGCUGGUCAUCAUUCUGCUCAUCCUGCUCAGCCUACUGCCAGAGAUCCUGCUUGUGGUGUUCCGCAAACCCCGCGGCCCCCACUCACGACAGAAGAAGCUGGUUCAGUCGAGCGUGGGGGGCCUCCAGUCUCCCAGGUCUUCGGCCAGGCCCCUGCUCAUGAGAACGUUUUCAGAUGAGUCCAAUACUGUCAUUUAAACAGCUUUCAGAAGGUGGCCUCCUACAAACAUCCAGAUCGCAGCUGUCACACCAAUAUCCUAUAAGAACCUGAAGGGGCGCGAGUGAAAAGCAGCGAGGACUCGCAUCAACCAAGGCAGCAGCCACAUUCAGGGUCCAUCUGCCAGUCAGGUCAAAGCAGUCUGCCAUCUUUCCUGAAGAAGAAGAGAAAGAGGAGGAGGAAAAACCUGAAGAAAAAGAAACGUACUGAUUUAAGGAUGAAAUGGGGUUCAGCACUCUUUCGACCUGUUGGUGCUGCAUUUAUCUACUCCGUCCUUUUCUGCCCAAUUCUCUCCAACGCAUGCCUGCAGAGCAUUGCCCUGCUUUAUUUUUAAAUAUCUACUCAGAUGACGGGCAUGAGUUUUUUGCAAUUACUUUUACUUUUUAUUUUUUUUAUACAAGCUUACAAAUGAAUGCAAACACGACUGCCUUGUCAGUAGCUCAAUCCAACUGCUGUGUUUUAACAAGCAGUUACAAUAUCCCCUCUAAGAAUGGUUCACUUGCAUGAAUGAAGGCUCAAAAGAAUGCUUCACUUCACUGAUGCUCAGUCACUGUACUCUGCAAGUUUUAUAAGACAUGAUGAUCCCAUUUUUAGCUGUAUCACUUUGAAAAUUGAUUCGACUUUGCAGUUAAUACACUUUUCACAUUUCAACGGUUAUUUUUAAACGGUUAUAAAGCAUUUCAGAAAAUGCACUCAUCCACAGGUCAAAAUCAUUAAAGAUGGAAAGUUACUGAAUGUGUUUUGACCAUCGCAGAGCAGCAAACAGAUUGUUAAAACACUUUUCCAGUGUCUAGUUAAUUGUGUGACUUUUUUCCAGUAAGAAUCUGCAAUCGCUACUGAAUACUAAGAUACCAGAAAGGUUAAAGGAGGCCAUAUUACCACUCAAUCCAAAAAGUGUGUGUGUGUUUAUGUAAGAUUGAGAAAUAGAUUAGAGAUGUUGCACAUCCUUUAGCAAUGGAACAUUGCUCAGAGUGUAACCUAAAUCUUCCAACCUCAGAGAUAAUUUAAGAGACUACACCUCAGAUGAGUAAAUUAAUAUAUGUGCUGUACUGUAUAUAUAGCUUAUACAUGUAUGAUAUUAUCUGCUCCAAGCCAAAAAGAUUAAGUCUGAAACAGACACAAAAUACUCAACACUGUCCAAACAAGUGUGAUCUGAAAAGACAAGUCAGUGUGUGUGUGUGUGUGUGCUACAUAAUUGCGUCCAAGUGUGCUGGAUAACAAUAGCCAGAACUGAAUAAAAACCAGGAUUACUUGAACCUUGAGAUGUAGUACGGUUAGACAUUUUCUGCACUAUUAAGGAAACUGGUUUGUUCAUUGCUUAGGUUGUCACAAAGGCAUGCGAACAUAUGUCUGAACACACACAUCACAUAUCAGACAGAUUACAAUAACCACACAGCAUACAAAUAAAUGCACACUGCACUAAAGCCUAAAUGAGGUAUUUAUGUUCAUUAUCCAUUUUGUAGUUAGCGUCAUUUUUCUGAGACAGGCUGAAGUUGGACUGUAAAGAUGACCAGCUUCAGCCCUGCAGAUUGAAUAUAGUUAAUGCCACUGUGAGGCUCUGCGCUCCACCUCCUUUCCACUGAUGUUUGUUUCAUCUACUGACCUUCAGGAUGGAGAGAGCGGACCGUUGGGCUGUUGUUCCUUCCUUUAACUUGUGUGUAGUGCUUUAUACAUUCCAUUUAAACAUGCCAUGAUUUCUGACACUUUUAGAUAACUGUUUUGGAAUAUUUGUUUCUUUUUUUCACAAACAUGUAUUGUCUAUUUGGCAUAUUUAUUGUUAAGUGUAAUUUUACUCACAAAUGUUAUAUUUUUAUUACAUGAAUCUUUUUUAUUGCGGAGAGUGAUCAGCUUUGUGCCAGUUGUUUUCGCCUGUGUCAGCCAAGUCUUGAUGUGAGCCCGUGCCAAUCCCAUUUGAUAGUCUUUGUCAUAUAUACAAAGACAGGCAGCCCCCAUCACACUCUUAAGAUAUUUAUUUAUUAGUUGGUUUUAUAUUUUAGUACUUAAUACCCCAAACUCUGAAUAUUAGUGAAUUACUUUCCACAACUUGUUUUUACUCUGUUAACUGUGGCUUGACAUAUCUGUGUUUUAAUAUAAUCAUAUAAUCAUCAAGUUAAUGCCAACUCGGAUAUAAAUGCGCAUAUAUAUCAUAAACACGCCUUUUGUUUUAUCUGUUUUUAUAUUAAAUUUGUCUGUUGUGUGAUAGAAGAGAGAAGAGGUGGUUGUUUAUUCUGUGACACAUCACCUCCAGACUGCACUGUGCCAGAGAAAUGUAAUAACUGAGAGGGGCUGCCUGCUUUGUUAAAGAAUAAAAAAAAAAAAAACCUUUAAAUGACAUCAGAGAUGCUAUUUUCAGAGCUUAAAAUAUAUUUAAUUCUAAC